CACGUGGAGCGCGGCCAUGGCGGACACGGACGCGGCCGCCGCGGAGCCCGUGCGCUUCAAGAGCAACUACGCCGUGUCGCGGAAGAUCGAGCCGUUCUACAAGGGAGGGCGAAUCCAGAUAAGCCGCGAUGGGAAGUUCAUGUUCUGCCCCUGCGGGAGCAAAGUGAACGUGCUCGAUGUGGAAACGGGAGCGCUCCUGCACAGCCUGCAGUGCUCCAGGGGCUUCUCUUGCCGUGGGUUGUUCUUACUGGGUUCAUUUUCCUUUCUCGUGCCUUUGCAACCCCUGAAGUUUUGCAGAUGUGUUGGACUCCUGCCUCCCUCUCUUCCAUGGUUCAUUCCCUGUGUCCUUCUUUCCCCAGGUGGCUGUGACAGCACCAUUAAGGUCUGGGAUAUGGUCAAACACUACUGCACACACAACCUGAAAGGAUCCUCUGGAGUGGUACACCUGGUCGAGUUCCACCCGGACAUCUCCCGCCUGCAGCUCUUCUCCUCCUCCAUGGACUACAAAAUCCGCAUCUGGGACCUGAAUUCCAGCAAAUGUGUGGCUGUGCUGGAUGGGCACUUCAGUGCUGUCACCUCGCUGGCGUUUGCAGAUGGAAACACCCUCCUGAGCUCUGGCCGUGAUAAAAUCUGCCUGGUGUGGGACCUGGAGAGCAGGGAGAGCAAACGAACCAUCCCCGUCUACGAGACCGUGGAAGCCGCCGUGUUGUUGCCCGAGAAGGGGGAUUUCUCUCAGCUGGGUGUGAAGAAACAAGGGCUGCACUUUGUCACAGCUGGCAGCAAAGGCAUCCUGAGGGUGUGGGAGGUGGCCAGUGCAGGCUGUGUGUACACCCAGCCCGUGCCCUUCUCGCCGCGGGAGGAGCCGAGCGAGCGCAGCCUGUGCCAGUGCCUGUGGGUGCCCGCGCGGGGGGAGCUCGUCACCGUGUCCCUGGAGCACAACGUCGUGUUCUACGAGGCACAGACCCUCCAGCUCCGCAAGCAGCUCGCUGGGUACAACGAGGAGGUUCUGGAUGUGAAGUUCCUGGGCCCUGGUGACUCCCACAUUGUUGUGGCCACCAACAGCCCCCAGCUGAAGGUGUUUGAGUUGGCAACGUCCCACUGCCAGAUCCUCUACGGCCACACAGAAACAAUUAUGGCUUUGGAUGUCUUCAGGAAAGGCCUGAUGUUCGUCACCUGUGCCAAGGACAGGAGCAUCCGUGUCUGGAGGAUGGGCAAGGCUGGCAGGGUGGUGUGUGUGGCACAGGGGCUGGGCCAUGCCCACGGCGUGGGCGCUGUCGCCUGCUCCAGAAUGAAGGAAAGCUUCGUAGUCACCAGCAGCCAGGACUGCACCAUCAAGAUCUGGAACAUCCCGGAAUCCCUCACUUCCAAAGCAAAAGCAGCCUCGAUCUCCAGCCCAGAAACCCUCCAUGCCAGAAUGACUGAGAGGGGCCAUAACAAGGACAUCAACAGCGUGGCAGUGUCCCCCAAUGACAAGCUGCUGGCCACGGGCUCGCAGGACAGGCUGGCCAAGCUGUGGUCCUGCUCCGACUGCUCCUUGCUGGGGGUGUUCUCGGGGCACAAACGGGGCAUCUGGUGCGUGCAGUUCUCCCCCGUGGAUCAGGUCCUGGCCACCUCCUCGGCAGAUGGGACCCUGAAGCUCUGGGGCCUUCGGGACUUCAGCUGCCUGAAGACCUUUGAAGGCCACGAUGCCUCAGUGCUGAAGAUCAUCUUCGUGAGCCGAGGGGCCCAACUGCUCAGCAGUGGAUCUGAUGGUCUCUUAAAACUCUGGACAAUUAAAACAAACGAGUGUGUGAAGACAUUAGAUGGUCAUGAAGAUAAAAUCUGGGGUCUUCACUCCAACAAACAAGAUGACAUGGUGGUGACAGCCUCCAGUGACUCCUGUAUCACACUCUGGCAGGAUGUCACUGAAAUUGAGGAGAAAGAAGCACAAGCUAAACAGGAGGAGCAGAUUAUGAAAGAGCAAGAGCUUUCCAACCUGCUCCAUGAGCACAGGUACCUCCGAGCCCUGGGCUUGGCCAUUUCCCUGGAUCGGCCUCACACCGUGCUGACGGUGGUCAAGGCCAUCCUUAAGGAACCCGAGGGGAGAAAGCACCUGGAAGAGAACAUUGUUCGGCUCCGGAAGGAUCAGAAAGAGGCCGUGCUGGCAUUCCUGGUCACUUGGAACACCAACUCCCGGAACUGCCAUGAGGCCCAGGCUGUCCUGGAAAUCCUCCUGAAGCACGAGGCACCCAACAGUCUCCUGCAGUUCUCGGGAAUUAAACCUGCUGUGGAGUCCCUGCUGCCCUACACGGAGAGGCACUUCCAGAGGCUCAGCCGGCUGCUCCAGGCCUCCAUGUUCAUCGACUUCAUGUGGCAGCACAUGAGGUUGGGGGACACGGCCCAGCAGGACAACGGGACCCCGUGACCCUCCUCCCACCGCUUCCUCUCUCCAAAGGGGGGGAGCCUGAGCUCCUUCCCACCGGGAUGGUAACUGUAUUUUUAGUUCCUGUGUUUUAUAAUAAAUUUUUAAAUGUCAAUUUGUAAAA
This is a messenger RNA of Neopelma chrysocephalum (saffron-crested tyrant-manakin), 2525 nucleotides long. It is a transcript of the gene TBL3, whose product is annotated as transducin beta like 3. The record is from RefSeq and is a predicted model, not a curated record. Gene Ontology annotation, molecular function: U3 snoRNA binding; protein binding. NCBI's taxonomy places the organism in Eukaryota, Metazoa, Chordata, Aves, Passeriformes, Pipridae. The transcript has 20 exons. Gene Ontology annotation, cellular component: 90S preribosome; nucleolus; small-subunit processome. The coding region runs from base 17 to 2404 and encodes 795 amino acids. Gene Ontology annotation, biological process: endonucleolytic cleavage to generate mature 5'-end of SSU-rRNA from (SSU-rRNA, 5.8S rRNA, LSU-rRNA); endonucleolytic cleavage in 5'-ETS of tricistronic rRNA transcript (SSU-rRNA, 5.8S rRNA, LSU-rRNA).